GGGGCCGGUGCCGCCCGCCCGACACCGCGGCGUUUGUGCUCUUUCCCCUCCAGGAUCAUGGAGUUCUUGCCGCCGUUCCAGCGCGUGGUGCAGCCCGAGGAGAUGUGGCUUUACAAAAACCCCUACGUGGAGGCGGAUCACGUACCCACAGUACCCAUGUUUUUCAUCGCGUUUCUGUCUCCUUUAUUGCUCAUUGUCCUGGCGAGGGUGUUCAUGAACGCCGACCAAGAUGACACGCGGGAAGCCUGCCUGGCUGCAAGCCUUGCUCUUGCCCUCAACGGGGUUUUCACAAAUGCCUUGAAGCUCAUCGUGGGGAGGCCACGGCCAGACUUCUUCUACCGCUGCUUCCCCGACGGCCGAGCGAAUGCGGAGCUGGUGUGCACGGGCGACCCUGGCGUGGUGACCGAGGGCCGCAAAAGCUUCCCCAGCGGACACGCGUCGUUUGCCUUCGCUGGCCUCGCCUUCUCGGCCUUCUAUGCAGCCGGGAAGCUGCGCUGCUUCGCUCCCGGCCGGGGCGGCAGAGCUCUGCGGCUCUGCGCCUUCCUCCUCCCGCUCUUCCUUGCCACACUCAUCGCCGUGUCCCGAACCUGCGACUACAAACACCACUGGCAAGAUGUGUGCGUUGGCUCAGCGAUUGGCUUCCUGCUUGCAUACCUCUGCUACAGGCAGUAUUACCCUCCUCUGAUGGACUCCAUGUGCCACAAACCACUUCUGUACAAAUCCAAAGAAUUGCCAGUGCACCAAGAAAAGCCUGUGGCUUCCAGCUUUCACCUGGACAUCUAGUGACGGGCUCUGUCCUGCUGGCACCUCCUGCUCCUUCAGUGCUGGGGCAGGGCAGCGCGCGGGGAGGUUGCUCACGGUCUGCAGGAAAUAGCUGGAGUAAGGACGGACCUGAAGGCCAAGCAGGUUUCUCUGCGGCGCUGGUACGUUGUCUGCUCCGGGGCCUGUGUCACUCCUUUAACUGAAUGUUGUCAGGGUCCCUCCCCUUGAGCCUGUGAGAGGUUGGACCCAGGAAGGUGCUGAAGAACUGGAAAAAAGGACAGUCUGGUGUGUCCCGUGCGGGGGAGUUCAGGCGUCCAGUCCAGAAAGCACCAUCGGUCGUGUCCCUUCUGGUGGGAAGGAAGAGCAGGACCGGCUCCCGGUGCCAGGCCUCAGUCCGUCUUUUCAAUUGCAGCUGAGCUAAUUGGAGUAACGAGCAGGAGGUUGCAGGCUUUAACCGUGGAUUAAGUGGGGAGAGGGAAGGUGAAGCUAGUGUGAUUGUUAUUUGUGUUACUGUGCCAGCCCUGAUUUCUUCUAAUUGGCCAAAUAAAGGAGUUUAAUUUUUUUAAUGAACUGUGGUACUAAACGCUUUACUUAAGGACUCCAAGGGUUGACUGCUGUACAAACCACUUCCUUUGCUGUGUCUGCAGGGCUGUUGAUUCUCUAUCUCUUUCCUUGCAGCUUUAAUACAGUUGUAAAGAGGUGACAAUCUGCAGAAAAGGAAAUGGUGUCUGAAAUCAGCCCUUCAGAGGUGCUUGUUUCUCUACACCAUGGUUUGUUUGCUCAGACAGAGCCAAGGCACAGCUGUGUGGCAGGACUGUUGUAAGUAGUUCCUGGUCACUGGUCUCCACAGAAAUGUCUGUUCUUGACCAGGUGUGUGCACGUGCAGGCAGCAGAGGGGAGGCUGUGCCCCAGCACGUGUCUCUGCCAGCCUCGGGAUGUGACAGUAAUGGGAACACCACCUCAUCCUCCUCAGUUUGGGCCACACGAGCCCUCUGCAACCCUGCAACUUCAGCAGAAGUUAC
Athene cunicularia (burrowing owl) is the source of this 1784-nucleotide messenger RNA. It is a transcript of the gene PLPP5, whose product is annotated as phospholipid phosphatase 5. Gene Ontology annotation, molecular function: phosphatidate phosphatase activity. Lineage: Eukaryota; Metazoa; Chordata; Aves; Strigiformes; Strigidae. The transcript is spliced from 6 exons. Bases 58 to 783 code for a protein of 241 amino acids. Gene Ontology annotation, biological process: phospholipid metabolic process. The record is from RefSeq and is a predicted model, not a curated record.